Messenger RNA from Rangifer tarandus platyrhynchus (Svalbard reindeer), 303 nucleotides. NCBI's taxonomy places the organism in Eukaryota, Metazoa, Chordata, Mammalia, Artiodactyla, Cervidae. The record is from the annotation of a GenBank genome assembly.
AUGGCCAAGAACAAACCAGGAGGGCAGAAGUCCAGGAAUGUAUUCCAUAUAGCCAGCCAAAAAACCUUUAAGGUUAUAAAUAAAGCAAAACCGGUUACCACUAACCUUAAGAAGAUAAACAUUGUAAACGAUGAAAAAGUUAACAGAGUGAAUACAUCUUUUGUAAACAUACAAAAGGAACUUUCAAACUUCUCAGAAGGGCUUUCCCUUGAACCUCUGCAGAAACAGCGGAUUUCUCAGCAGUGUCAUGAAAACAUACUAGUUAAUGUUGAUGAAGCCACAAGAUUAAUGCCUCAGUUGUAA